Micropterus salmoides (largemouth bass) is the source of this 801-nucleotide messenger RNA. It is a transcript of the gene mlana, whose product is annotated as melan-A. The transcript is spliced from 5 exons. Gene Ontology annotation, cellular component: melanosome. Bases 172 to 534 code for a protein of 120 amino acids. The record is from RefSeq and is a predicted model, not a curated record. Lineage: Eukaryota; Metazoa; Chordata; Actinopteri; Centrarchiformes; Centrarchidae.
CCUCUAACCCGUGACGGUCAUGAGGGCUUUCUGCCUCUCUCUGCUCUAAAGCACACGGAAGCAAGAUAUUUGAGGAGGGUAAUCACACAGAGCUCCGAGGAACCAGUCUUUCUGAGAAGGCAUCCCAACCAGAGGAACUGUUCUCUGCAAUUGAAUUAUCCAAUUUGCUGGAUGUGGUGUAAUCGUACAGACGGAAUGCCUCGUGGAGACUUCAACAUUUAUUUUGCCAGCAGCAGACGAGGAUACAUCAGAGCAGAGGAGGCAGUGGGCAUAAUUCUUCUGGUGGUCAUCCUGGCAGCUCUCCUCAUCCUGGGCUGCUGGUACUUCAAGAAGAGGAGUGGCUACAAAAUAAUCAGGAACCCUCGAUCGGGUUCACCAGGUUUCACAAGAGGCCAGUACUCAGAGGCAGGACCAUCAGCAGAUAACAAGAUGGCUCUAACUGAUUUUGGCAGUUUCCUACCCGUGGUUCCCAAUGCUCCUCCAGCCUAUGAAAAGGUUUCCUCUGGACAGCUGCCUCCUCCCUAUUCCCCCUAAAGGACUUCUGUAGAAGAUGGACAGAUAUCUGAAGAAGAAAGGAAAAUACUGGACAACAAAACUGUAUCUGUUGUCUUAUAUGUAAUCUGAUGUCACUGUCAAUAUGGUUCCUUUUGUUUCGUAGCUAGAUAUACCAAAAGGUAAAACAAUUGUAUCCCUCACUGUUUAAAAUUAUUCACAUGAAUGAACACAAUGUAUAUACUGGGGUUGUUUCAAUAAAGUAAAAAUGAUUUCACAAGAGUCUGUGUUUAAGGAAGCAGCUCAAAC